AUGAAUUCAAAGUAAGUCAAACUGUUCACAUUCAUACAAGCACUUUCCAGAGUAUCUAACAUUGUCGUCUUUUUUCCUUUCUUUCCUUUCUUCUUUUUUUUUUUAGACCAUCUUUGAAACGGCCGCUUUUACGAAAGACGCAUCAAUUCGAAAACUGUUUGCAGCCGCUUAUCAAUGAAUCCGUUCCCGCUCGGUCAGCCAAGGCACCGGUCAGGAAGGAAGUCCAUGCUUACGUGGCUCACUUGCAAAGUAACGUGGUUAGCGUGAGACCGGCGAUGUCGUAUGGAGAAGGGGAAAGCAUGAAGGAAAACAAUUGCAGCUCAGACGAGUCUUCCCCGGUAAAGAGAAAACAAAACAAGAGAUGGCAAACUUCUUCAUCAGCUAAGAAGGCGUCUAAGUUUGUAUCACCACUUCCCUCCUCCACUCAAAGAGAAGUGUGCUUAUCGUAUAACAAGUCCAACACUCCAAAAUACGCCGAUAAAUUUGUCAACGUCAUGGUCGACAACCGUCUCAAGCGGCAAUGCAAGUUUUGCAGUCUCCAGUACAUGGAUUUGAAGGGUUUCAAUCGUCAUUUUGAAAGCAAGCACCUGAUCAAAAAUAAAAGGGUCUAA
Molecule: messenger RNA, 611 nt
Organism: Lodderomyces beijingensis
Lineage: Eukaryota; Fungi; Ascomycota; Pichiomycetes; Serinales; Debaryomycetaceae
Source: the annotation of a GenBank genome assembly